Messenger RNA from Tremella mesenterica DSM 1558, 441 nucleotides. RefSeq lists its product as uncharacterized. NCBI's taxonomy places the organism in Eukaryota, Fungi, Basidiomycota, Tremellomycetes, Tremellales, Tremellaceae. The transcript has 2 exons. The record is from RefSeq and is a predicted model, not a curated record. The coding region runs from base 1 to 441 and encodes 146 amino acids.
AUGUCGGACUCGGAAAGCUUCGAGUUGCCCGUUGACCCUCCACCCAAGAUUCCCCCUAUUAUUUCCUUCAAUCAGUUGACAGAACUCGACAAAGCUCACCCCCUGUAUUCUCUUUACGACAUUUCUGCUUCACUUGAACCGAUAUUCAAAUCGUCCGCCCAACUCGCCACCAAAACAGGUCUGAUGGACUUAGUCCAUCAAUUGGAACGCUUCAGAAAAACUUUGGGCGAAGUAUGGACCGAAGAACCUCAAGUCACUUUGUCAGAGGCAACCGAGCUUGACACUUAUGUGCUUCGUGUAAUGGAGGACCUUGUGCAGAGACUUACUGAUCCAGGAGGUGAUCAAAACUCGUCGGGCCCACCAAGGGCUACGGAGGACAUAUCGUAUCUCACCCCAGACCUAAGUCCUGUCCCGAGUCCUGUCCCGAGUCCUGAGCCCUAG